AUGAGAGCGCAAAAUUCAAGCGGUAGCGACUACCACCGGAAGGAGGGGUUUGCGCAGGUUGCAAGAUGGAUUGCAUUUGACCCGGAUAGCGAAUCAUUCAUUUACCGCAAGUUUGAUGAGCUUGCGGCUCGAAAUUUGCUAUACCUACAAUCUGAACUUCUCGUUCUUGAAAAGCAACUCGAUCAAACAGAUAAAAACGACGCCGAAAGCGACGAUAUGGGCCUGGCAGACACUAUUAUGACAUGGGAAACACUAGAGCGGCAGUACAAGAAUGGUAAUGAGGAAGCACGAAUCCGCAUGAACCUAAUUGUAAAGAUGCGGGAUAAAUUAAAAGAAUAUCACGAAGCGCUUUUAUUACAAAGUGAGAUAGCAAAAUUGAAGCGACCCUCCAAGCGUGUUCUUACUGCAUAUCGAGAAUGGUUCAACAAACCACGCCCUGCUCUUGGUGGACUCUCAAAAACUUUUUUGGAUGACCCAAAUGAUCUUGAAGAGAUCUCUUUGGAUAACCGUUGCAGUGUUGGACGAUAUCAUGAGAAAUCCAUUGCUGCAGCAACUGCCAUCAUUAGCAUUCUUGUAGCUGCACUCCUGUUAGUCGGCUCCAUCACAGGUCUCUAUUUCGUCACUAGUGAUGCCUCUAAGCUCGGCAUGAUUGCUGCGUUCACGGCGUUGUUUGCCUUGAGCGUUGGCCUUAUGACCAGUGCAAAAAGAGCCGAGAUAUUUGCAUCUACAGCAGCGUAUGCGGCCGUACUCGUGGUGUUUGUGAGCGGAAGCAUCUCAAGCUCUACAAGUUUACCCACAACAUGA
Trichoderma virens Gv29-8 is the source of this 804-nucleotide messenger RNA. RefSeq lists its product as uncharacterized. Lineage: Eukaryota; Fungi; Ascomycota; Sordariomycetes; Hypocreales; Hypocreaceae. The transcript has 4 exons. The record is from RefSeq and is a predicted model, not a curated record. Bases 1 to 804 code for a protein of 267 amino acids.